This is a messenger RNA of Capronia coronata CBS 617.96, 2679 nucleotides long. Its product is annotated as protein sey1. Gene Ontology annotation, cellular component: endoplasmic reticulum. The transcript is spliced from 3 exons. Gene Ontology annotation, biological process: endoplasmic reticulum membrane fusion. Gene Ontology annotation, molecular function: GTPase activity; GTP binding. The coding region runs from base 1 to 2679 and encodes 892 amino acids. Lineage: Eukaryota; Fungi; Ascomycota; Eurotiomycetes; Chaetothyriales; Herpotrichiellaceae. The record is from RefSeq and is a predicted model, not a curated record.
AUGGCGCACUCAAGUCUCUCGCCGCCGGAGUCGUCAUUGACCUCCUCUAUCUCUCCAGCCCGACCUUUCGCUGGGACUCGAGCCUAUACUGCUCCGGACAAAAUGGCGGUCAAUGGCCAUUUCGCCUCCGUCGGGCAGAACGGAGACGCCAACUUUGAAAAUGGGGUGCAGGUUAUUGACGAGAACAAAGAGUUCAAUGCCGAUCUCGCGAAAUAUCUCAAUUACACAGGAGUAUCCCACGCCGGCUUCAAUUACCAUCUCAUUUCCGUGUUCGGUUCGCAGUCGACCGGCAAGUCCACCCUUCUCAAUGCCCUCUUCAAGACCGAUUUCUCUGUCAUGGCCGAAACUGAAAGGAGACAAACGACCAAGGGAAUCUGGUUGGCAAAGAAUAAAUCGACCUCGACCAAGAUGGCAGACAACAUCUUGGUCAUGGAUGUCGAGGGUACAGAUGGCCGUGAAAGAGGGGAGGACCAAGAUUUUGAACGAAAGAGUUCGCUGUUCGCUUUAGCGACGAGUGAAGUGCUGAUGGUCAAUAUCUGGGAGCAUCAGGUCGGCCUGUACCAAGGCGCGAACAUGGGACUACUGAAAACCGUGUUCGAAGUGAACCUACAACUCUUCCUGAAAGACAGGAAGUCGACGUCCCGCAGCCUGUUAUACUUUGUCAUUCGAGACUUUCUGGGAACUACGCCUCUGCAGAAUCUCCGGAAUACUUUGAUGCAGGAUAUGGGUCGCAUAUGGUCGAGCUUGUCGAAACCGCCUGGACUCGAAAAGAGCAGCAUUGAUGAUUAUUUCGAUUUCGCAUUCACGGCUCUGCCGCACAAGUUGUAUCAGCCAGAACAGUUCAAAGCAGAGGUCGCGAAGAUGGCAACGCGGUUCAAUGAAAGUCGCCGCGAUCCACGGAGGGAUGCGUUGCUCGGGGAAUUCGAGGGUGGUGUUUUCUUGCCCGAAUAUCAUCGCAGGAUCCCGGCAGAUGGCUUCUCUCACUAUGCCGAGGGUAUAUGGGACCAAAUUGUCAAUAACAAGGACCUGGAUCUUCCAACUCAGCAAGAACUCCUGGCCCAGUUUCGUUGUGACGAGAUUAUGAGGGAGGUGAUGGUCGACUUUGAUGUCGCCAUAAAUCCUUUGGAAGCCCAACAAGGCGAUGCUGCCAGAACGGGCAAGCCGGAGGUAAUUCCUGGACUGGGCGCUGCAAUGAAAGCAGCCCGGAAUGAAGCUGUCAAAAACUUCGAGACGGAAGCGAGCAGAUAUCAUAAGGCGGUCUAUCAGCGGAAACGGACCGAGUUGGAAAGCAAGAUUGAUACCCGACUCAAAGCACUCUUCGCCGGGCAGCUCAAUGCGGCGCACAAGGAUGGCGUCCAGCAGUUUUCCGAUGCCGUCAGCGCUGCAGUCAAAGCUGGACAAAAGAAAGGGGCGUCAUAUGACUUCGCCGAAAUUGUGAAGGAGCAGAAAGAGGUUGCGCUUCAGAGAUUCGAGUCUCAUGCCAAGGAGGCUGUUAUCCAGGGCUUGUCGUGGUCCAACUACAAGCAGGAAAUGACGCUAUUUCAGAAGGAUCUUGACAAGAUUUCUGGACAGCUGCGUCGUGACGAGAUGCGCCGUCUAGCCACGAGAGUGGAGAGAUGGGUCCGAAGCAAACUCAGCGACAGUAUCGGUGUGGAAUUCAAUGCGCUGGGAUCUGGUCGCAGUGGUUCCGGAGCUCCUGAGACCGGGGACAAGCCGUCAGAGCGAGAUAUCUGGGACCGCAUUUGGAAUUUGUUCACCUCCACGGUCGAAGAAGCCGAGAAGCGCUUUGCUGAUCGCGCCGCGUCCUUUGAUGCGAGCGCGGAAGAGGUCGAGGUGGGCAUCUGGCGACUAAGAAGAAAAUCCUGGGGCGUCCUACGCUCCAAGAUUGAAGAAGAAAUGAUGGAAGGCAACCUCUUGUUGAAACUUCGAGAAAAUUUCGAGGACAAAUUCAGAUACGAUGAAGCCGGUGUCCCCAGAAUAUGGCGGCCAACGGACGACAUUGAGGGCAUUUACACCAAGGCCCGAGAAAGCACAUUGACACUGAUCCCUCUGCUUGCCCGGUUCCGGCUUUCGGAUACCGGAAGCCCCCCUCCCCUUGAUCGAUGGAUCGGACCUGCGCCGGCCGCAGUCACCCCGGCGGAUGAGGAAGAUCUGACUCCCAUCGGCGGCGUGGACGAGGACGAAGGAAAAAGCUUGGAGGAAGAAACGACGAUUCUCAACGAAGCCAAGCGGCAAGAUCUGACAGUCCGAUUCAAGAAGGCGGCCGACGGCGUCUAUGUGGAAGCCAAACGUAGUGCGAUUGGCGGCAUGACCCAGGUGCCUCUGUAUUUCUACGGCCUACUGCUCGCCCUGGGCUGGAAUGAGAUUGUAGCCGUGCUCCGAAACCCCGUCUACUUCAUGUUCUUGAUCGUUCUCGCCAUCGGCGCCUACGUCACGUACACCCUCAAUCUCUGGGGCCCGAUGUUUAAGAUGGCCAACGCGGCAUCCCAGCAAGCCCUGGAAGAAGGCAAGAAACGCCUGCGCGAGUUUUUGGAGGAAAGUCCGCGUGCACGACAUGCCAUGGCAAUGACGACGGGCAACGAAGAAUACGAAAUGAAGAGCAUGAGCUCGGUCAAAGCCUCUCAGUCCAGAAAUGGCGGAGCCGAGGAUUCUGGAGGAGAAGACAUCGACGAGAUCUAG